AUGGCUAACAGGCUUACUUACCACUGCGAAAACUCCAACUAUCUAAGCGAGAAGCAAUAUGGCUUCAGGAGAGGAAGAAGUACGAUCACAGCACUGGACGACAUAGUUAACACCAUCACUGAGGCCAAAAAAAGAGGCGAGCACACCAUGGUGGUUUCGAUCGACUUCAAAGGGGCUUUCGACCACGCAUGGUGGCCUGCUAUCCUCUCGAGCAUUAAGGAAUUUGGAUGCCCGAGGAAUAUCUAUAACCUUGUAAAGAAUUACCUACAUAACAGAAAGAUAAUAGUCAUAAACAAUAAACAAACCCAUCUUUACAGGAGUAUCAACAGAGGAUGCCCCCAGGGCUCAAGAACAGGUCCGUUCCUCUGGAACGUUAUGUAUAACAGCCUACUGACCUCAAGUUCAGCCUUUCCAGGGGACAGCGACUGCAGUAUCCAAGGAUAUGCAGACGACACGGUCCUAGCUAUUUCACACAAGAAUCAAGAGGUCCUUCAAGCUAGGGCCAACAACAUCCUACAGGCAAUUUCCAAAUGGAGCCACAACAUGAAACUGGAAAUUAACUACGGCAAAUGCAGCUGUGUCGUCUUCCCUAAGAAUACCCCAUUACGAAAAGGCCCUAUUGUAAAAAUGGACGGUCAACGUAUUAAAAACAGCGACAGGUUUAAGUAUCUGGGGGUAAUCCUCGACAACAGACUUACAUGGAAGCACCACGUGCACUACACUUAUGAGAAAGCCAUCAAGGUAAUGCACUCUCUUGCCUCCAUCGCCCGGAAUCACUGGGGAUACAGCAAUUCCGUCUGCCGCCUCUUGUACAUUUCUGUCAUAGAACCAAUCUUGCUGUAUGGGGCAGAAGUAUGGGGGCCUUCCAUCACGAAGGUGCAUAUCAAAAGAAAACUUUCUUCGGUGCAGAGGCUCGCCCUGAUUUCGUGCACCAAGGCCUACAAGACCGCUCCUACGGAUGCGCUCUUGGCAAUAGCCAACCUCAUCCCCAUUGACCUCGUCAUGAAAGAAAAAGUCUGGGCUUAUCAGCAACUAAAACUUGCCAAGGGGAUUACCACAAACCUCAAAUUUAACACUGUUAUGAAAAACCUUGAAGACAGCACCACUAUCGAUAACAUCUCGAACCACCUGAAUAACUUCAAAUUGGACUUAAAUAAUCACCAGAAAUUCUUACACCCUAAGACUUCUCUAGAAGAGAUUUUCUCUCUGGAGGGUCCCACGGACCACACCGGCUAUACCAUCUACACCGACGGGUCCAAGUCUGAGGACGGGGUGGGCUGUGCCUUCGUUGUAACCAACAACAAUAUUAACAUUCACCAAGCUCGGUUUAAACUGGCAAACCACUGCACUGUGAACCAAGCCGAGUCUCUGGCUAUUUGCAGGGCUCUCCACUGGAUAAACAAUAAUAAGGACACGCAUAAGUUCAAUAGGAUAAACAUUCUCAGUGACAGUAGAGUGGCACUUCUUCAGUUAAAGAACCUUAACACCAAGUUAAGCAUCAUCCAAGAAAGUGUCAACCUCCUAUUGUCUAUCAAGGAAGACGUCAACAUACGACUUUCCUGGGUCCGGGGGCACUCGGGGAUCCCGGGUAAUGAGAGGGCCGACCUCUUGGCUCGCUCAGCCCCUGCGUGGGUUAACAACUACACCUUCGAGCUCACGCCUCUCACCUGGGUGAGGCACACCAUCAGAAACCGCACUUGGGAAAUUUGGCAAGACAGAUGGAGCAAAAGCAAUACAGGUAGGACUACUUUUGGCUUCAUUCCGAACGUUCGGGACAGAAGCACCUACACACACUUCAUCACCAAUUACUGCAUCACCCAACUACUCACAGGGCACGGGAACUUCCGAAGCUACCUAAGGAGGUUUCUGCACAAGACCGACGGGAAGUGCCCCUGUGAGCUAAACGAGGAUGAAGACUCUGGACACAUACUUUGGAACUGCCCGGACUACAAUACACAAAGGCAGCGCUUGAUCAUCAAGGUUCAAGACAAUAACGACUUAUGGCCAUGCAAAAGCAAAAUUCUUAUCAGCAACAAGCAGUACUACAAUGCCUUAAAAGACUUUGCCUCAAGCAUUAAGGUGCUCGACUAG
Messenger RNA from Centruroides sculpturatus (bark scorpion), 2091 nucleotides. RefSeq lists its product as uncharacterized. Bases 1 to 2091 code for a protein of 696 amino acids. Lineage: Eukaryota; Metazoa; Arthropoda; Arachnida; Scorpiones; Buthidae. The transcript has a single exon. The record is from RefSeq and is a predicted model, not a curated record. Gene Ontology annotation, molecular function: nucleic acid binding; RNA-DNA hybrid ribonuclease activity.